AUGUCUUCGAAUCGCAAGUCAGAUCGCUCCAGUGCGUCAAAUAGUGGUGGAAACUCUGGUUCCUCGUCUCGUCGUGAUCGACAGCUUCACCUUGACUCAUCCAAAGACGAACGAAAUCCAGCUCCACUUCACUCUUCUUCGACCCCAUCUACUCGCGUCUCGACAGGCACUGUUCCGUCUUCGGAAACAAGAGUAAAGGAGUCGGAUGUCUCCAUUCCCAUUUCGCAAGAAGCACAGGGGCAAAAUCAGCGGCAGAGAAGUCCGUCCAUCGACGAAAGCUCUUCCCACGAUCCUGCACUUCCUACACCCAGCUUGACCGAGGGGGGAACAUGCAUUGAAGACGGGCAUAGAACUGACGAGGGGUCACAUACUUCGGAGCCACCUCCGCAAGCUGGAGAAUCUGAGUCCCCUCCGCACUACAAUGAGGCUCCGUCACUUGGAUCCUCCAUGCUCCUUGGAGUUGGUAGCGGCAUUGGUAGCGGCAUGUACUCCCAGAUUCCACAACCCUAUGGCCCCCUGGACUAUCUCGAUGAAGAGGACAACCGGCCAAAUCAUCACCGACGUCAGCUCAACAACAUCCAUGGACACGAUUGUGGGCAACGGCACUAA
Molecule: messenger RNA, 609 nt
Organism: Fonsecaea multimorphosa CBS 102226
Lineage: Eukaryota; Fungi; Ascomycota; Eurotiomycetes; Chaetothyriales; Herpotrichiellaceae
Exons: 2
Coding region: 1-609 (202 amino acids)
Source: RefSeq, a predicted model, not a curated record